AUGUUCAUCUCAAGCUUCUAUCGGGUCUUUCGAUUGGUCUUCAUCGUGGUUCCAUUGAUAGGCAAUUAUGCCGCGGCUCAAUGUCCUGACUAUGCCAUUUACUCCCAAACCACUCACGAUCCAUUGAGUACAGGGAAUUUAAAGCUUCCAUACAUGCGACCUGAUCCUGCAUGCCGAAAAUUUAAUUCGUCGCAGGUAGAAGACACCAUAGUUCGCAUGAAGAGCGUCAUCAAAGAUCCAGAUCUCUAUCGCCUCUUUGAGAACACUUUUCCUAAUUCCCUGGACACAGCUGUCAAAUGGAGAGGCUUCGCGGCAAACAAUGAUAAGGAGGAAUUAACAUUUCUGAUUACGGGUGAUAUAAAUGCAAUGUGGCUCCGAGAUUCGGCCAACCAGAUGCAAAGUUAUAUGUCUCUCCUCAAAGCAGAUGGUGGGCCUAACUCUCUCGCAAGUCUUUUUCGUGGCGUCAUAAAUCUCCAGGCCCGGUACAUAAUAGCUGCGCCCUUUUGCAAUUCAUUCCAACCGCCUGCAGAAUCGGGCCUGACCCAGACUCGUAAUCAGGAUCGUCCAGAUGAAGUGACCCCUAAGCCUCAUGAUAUCGUUUUUGAGUGUAAGUAUGAACUCGACUCUCUUGCGGCUUUUCUCGAAAUUUCCUCCAGCUACUAUGAGGCUACUGGGGAUAUUCAAUUCUUUCGAGACUUUCAGUGGGUGAGUGCUGUCAACACCAUCAUGUCUACGACCGAGAUGCUGCUGGGAGGCACAUAUUCUGCCAAUGGUUCGAUAAAUAUGAGCCCCUAUACAUGGCAGCGUUUUACAAAGAGUGCGACAGAGACACAGUCAAACUCUGGACGCGGGAAUCCAGUACAAGGGAAUACUGGAUUAAUACGCUCGGCUUUUCGUCCCGGUGAUGAUGCAACUACUUUUCAACUAUUCAUUCCUGCAAAUAUGAUGUUCGCCAGUUACUUGGAAUCAGCAUCCAACAUCAUGGCUGCCCAUGGCGCGCAGGAACAACUUUCGACGCGAAUGAGUGAUUUUUCUCGUCGUAUUCGCGACGCAAUUAGCAAGCAUGGAAUCGUUAACGAUGCAAAGUACGGCGAUAUAUAUGCGUAUGAAGUCGAUGGCUUUGGUAGCGCGAACUUGAUGGACGAUGCGAAUAUUCCUUCACUCCUCAGCGCGCCCUUUAUUCGCUACAUUAAGAAUGACGAUCCCGUCUAUCAGAACACGCGCCGGUUCAUUCUGAGUUCGGACAAUCCCUACUUCAUGCGAGGCCCCGUUCUAAAUGCUGUGGGCGGGCCUCACGCCGGUCUAGGCAUGGCUUGGCCUAUGGCUGCUAUUAUGCGCAUCUUUACGACUGACGAUGAAGCUGAAAUCAUUGAUGCUUUGAGAGAGCUUGUAACCAGUACCGCAGGACUUGGUCUCAUUCACGAGAGUGUCAAUUCAUUUGACCAAAAAAUGUGGACAAGACAAUGGUUUAGUUGGGCGAAUGGGCUGUUUGGUCAAUGUGUGCUAGAUGUCGAAACGAGACAUGCGACGGUUUUGGCUCAGACUUAUCAGUGA
Messenger RNA from Blumeria graminis f. sp. triticale, 1554 nucleotides. Lineage: Eukaryota; Fungi; Ascomycota; Leotiomycetes; Helotiales; Erysiphaceae. The record is from the annotation of a GenBank genome assembly.